AACAAUGACUACAUCCAGUCCGUGGCCCGGUGUCUUCAGAUGAUGCUGCGGAUCAACGAGUACAAGCUAGCCUUUGUUGCCAUUGACGGCAUCUCAACCAUUGUGACAGUGCUGGCUGGUCGUGUGAACUUCCAAAUCCAGUACCAACUUACCUUCUGCCUCUGGGUCCUCACCUUCAAUGUAGACUUGGCCAAGCGGAUGAGCAAGUACAACAUCAUACCAAUCCUGGCCGACAUCCUCAGCGAAUCGGGAAAAGAGAAAGUGGCAAGGAUUAUCCUGGCAACAUUCAGGAACCUGAUCGAGAAGCCUGAUGAGAAUGAGAUCAAGAGGGACAAUGCCAUCGCCAUGGUGCAGUGCAAGGUGUCAAGGCAGCUUGAGAUACUUCAGGGCAAAAAAUUUGCCGACCCUGACAUUGUAGAGGACAUCGAAUACUUGGAGGAGAAGCUCAACACCAGUGUCCAGGACAUGAGUUCCUUCGAUGAGUAUGCCACUGAGAUCAAGUCUGGUCGUCUCGAGUGGGGCCCCGUGCACAGCUCAGAGAAGUUCUGGCGGGAGAAUGCGGACAAGCUCAACGAGAAGAACUACGAGCUGCUCAAGAUCUUGGUGCGCCUGUUGGAGACCAGCAGAGAUCCCCUUGUCCUGAGUGUCGCUGCCCAUGACAUUGGAGAGUACGUCCGGUACUAUCCACGAGGAAAACACGUCAUUGAGAAACUGGGUGGCAAGCAUCUCGUAAUGCAGCUGCUAGGCCACGAGGACCCCAAUGUGCGGUACGAGGCUCUGCUCUGUGUCCAGAAGAUCAUGGUGCACAACUGGGAGUACCUUGGAAAACAACUGGAGAAGGAAACUAGCACCUCAAGGCCAGCACAAGGCCCAACUAGAUCAUAACUCUCGUCUGGGCAUGUCACCUUGCUUCUUAAGCCUCAGGAAGGGAUGUGUAAUAAACCUGUGUAUUUAUU
This is a messenger RNA of Rhipicephalus sanguineus (brown dog tick), 956 nucleotides long. Its product is annotated as V-type proton ATPase subunit H. The record is from RefSeq and is a predicted model, not a curated record. Gene Ontology annotation, molecular function: proton-transporting ATPase activity, rotational mechanism. Gene Ontology annotation, biological process: proton transmembrane transport. NCBI's taxonomy places the organism in Eukaryota, Metazoa, Arthropoda, Arachnida, Ixodida, Ixodidae. Gene Ontology annotation, cellular component: lysosomal membrane; vacuolar proton-transporting V-type ATPase, V1 domain.